Messenger RNA from Styela clava, 1857 nucleotides. The record is from RefSeq and is a predicted model, not a curated record. Lineage: Eukaryota; Metazoa; Chordata; Ascidiacea; Stolidobranchia; Styelidae.
AAGCUAAAGAUUAUCUCAAUUGUCGUAUGGAGAAAAAUUUAAUGAAAAAAGAGCCACUGGAAAGUCUUGGAUACAAAGAUCUCAAAGAGGAAAAGUGAUAGAAGUUGCACGAUAUCGGGAUAUCUAACGAGCUCACGGUAUUUUACAUCUGUACAUUGAAAACUUUGAAUAAAUUUGUCAUGGAUACUACAGAAGUAUCAGAAAAUGCCAGCAAAGUAGAAAAAAAUGUUCAGAUUCUUGAGAACAAAAAUGAAAUGAGUGAAUGCGCAUCUCCUUCUCAGGGGAAGGUUAGUAAAAAAAACCAUGAUGGGCAAAAUAUGGGUGUGGUCGAUACUGAGCUUGAAAUAAAAACUGAUAAGAAUAAUCUUUCUUCAGAUAAAAAUGAUUGUAUGAUACCUUUUGCUAAUGAUAAAGAAGAUAAAAGAGAAGAUACUGUGAUUGCUAUUAAUAAAGUUCAAAAUGAUUCUGAUCUGGAGGAAUCACCAUUCCCAUCUGUUGUUGAUCGAUAUUUUACACGACUUUACAAAGUUAAUUUACCGAGUGGGACUUUAAACUAUGAAGACUUUAAAACUACCCAAAAUGAUGUGAGAAUACUAUGGCAUUCGAAUAAAAUAUGCCUCGUAACGCUCGCUCCUAGUCAUCCUGCAUUUUCACCCGACAAAACUAUAUCAGAAGUUAGUUUCAAGGUCACAUUGAAAUGUGAUCGAUCAAAUAAUAAAGUUUCUGGAAAACGUAAACGAGGAGCACAAUGGUUAAAUCCAGAAAGUCCUCUAUGUAUUGUAACUUUAAGUGAUGGAGAAAAAUAUACAGUGCACAGUGGGAUUCGUGGUAAUUUAAUCGAAGUUAAUGAAAACUUGCUGAAAUAUCCUGAACUUUUGAAAGAAAAACCUGAAACGAAUGGCUAUAUUGCUGUCGUCAUGAUAAAGUUACAAGAAAGAGAACGUUUGACUAAUAAUCUUUUGAGUGAAUCCCAAUAUGAAGAAUAUUUGAAAAAAAUUAAAAAUGAAUUAUGAAAAAAUUCUCUCUUCAGAAUGUCCCUGUUUAAGAGUAAGUCGAAGGGGUUUUGAAUCAAAUCAAAAUUAUGCAUAGUUUGAAACAUCGAUUUGAGUAAUUUUCACUUAUGUAGUGAGUAUGAACUUUCAACAUCUUUUUGAUAAGGUAACAUAAUUACUUUAAAAUUAGAUUUACGAUUAUCUCUGAAUUAUUGUGUUAUUUGAUUUUGUUUAUAUUUCUUGAUUUCAACUUCUUUCAUUUUUGUGUAUUUUCAUUUUUUUAGCAAUUAUUUUCUUUUGCGUGUUUCAUCUCACUUGGCUAGGAAAUGGGAAACAAACUUGCUUAUUCAGUGAAAUUUAAGUAUAGAAAGAGGAAAAAAGUCCUUCAUUUGUUUUUAUUAUCACAUUUUUGUGAAUGUAUUUUUUCAUUAUCUUGUUAAUUAUAUACUGUAAUAUAAGUACAUUCUCCCUCCAUUUUAUUUUUUUAUGGGAAAGGUGUUGUCCACGGCUUCGAUUAUGUGAUUUUCUUUGGGGUUUUGCAAAAAUACCAUAUUCUCAUUUCUGGGCUGGUAUCAUACGCAUGAAUGUACAAGAGGAAUUAAAUGUUUGAAUCCAUUGGAAAAAAUCAACCAAAUAUUUUUAUAUUAAAAUUCCCGAUUUCAAAAUAUUCUGCAUUUUCUGCUUUCACACUCACUGAUAUAGGUACAUUGAUUUCACAACCUUUGAUGAACCUAAACCAUUUUAUAAUAUAUUAUAAAAUACAAUUUUCAGAAUAUAUUCAGAAUUGUUUAUUAUCCGAUCCCGCUAUCCCUGAUCACAUGUCAUAAUUCAAUUUUUAUUAACAUUCAUUUUGUGCUUCUUCUAG